AUGCAUCCGCUCAAAGCAGCACGCUUCCCCCCCACCCCCCGGCAAAGUCCUGGAGUCGAUGUAAAACCAGCGCUCAGCAUUUGGCUGAUUUUCGGGCGCACAGAGGCAGCGCUUCGGGCAGCCUUGGGUCUGCACACGCCCAUUCGGACGGAGCGAAUUCAGCGGCCAGCCCGGGUCACCCACUGCGGGCCGGGGGCGGGGGCGGGGGCGGGGCCGGCCCCACCCGGGAGAGGCCAGGAGGCCGCGAGCGGCGGAUUAGGAAAUGUGACCCUGGCGACCCCAAACGCCCCCGCCCCUCUCGCUCACUGCUGCACCUGCCCGCGGAGCGCGCGGAGCCGCCGACAGGGAAGCCGGCUUAGCCCCGCGCCCUUAGUGGCCUCCAUCAGCCACCAAAUGGUGGCUCUGCAGACUCUGCAGCUGCUGCAGCAGGAGUGGGGCUGAGGGGGCGGUCCGAGCGACCCCGGGAGCCCGCGCGAUCCAGACCACGUGUCCGCCGCCCCAGCGCGUCGCAUAGGCAGGCUCGGCCGGCCGGGCCUGUCCUGGGGCGCCAGGAUGGGGGGGGCAGGAAUGGGGGGUUCUGGGGCGCGGGUCAGCUCCCCAGAAGCGGAAGCGGUGCGAGGCGCCGAGGGGGGCGCGGACUGCACCCUGGCCCAGAUGGGCAUGCGCAGCGCGCUGGCGCGCGUGGUGGCCUCGACCUCGGAGCUGGUCAGCGUGGAGCAGACGCUGCUGGGCCCCCUCCUGCAGGAGAGGUCCUUCCCCAACCAUCCGAAGGAUCGUGUUGAGUUUAGACACAUCUGCAGUCAUUUGGCUCUACAAAUUCAAGGACAACAGUUUGACAGAGAUCUGGAUACUGCCCACCGGUGUUUGAAGAUGAUAGUCAUGAAGCUGAUUCAGUCACUUGCUAAUCUUCCUUCAGAUGCCCACGUGAUAGCCUGUGCUUCUUUGAGACAGAUCUUACAGAAUCUCCCAGACAUGUGGAUGCUCAAGACACCAGAAUUAGAACCACAGCCAGUACUGCUAAGAGGACUGGGUACCUGACAUUCCUAAUUGAAUCAGCAGACAGUGGGUGCUUUUAUUCCCAGGAAGGAGAGAGGUGAUGACAUAUAUAGCAGUCUGACCAGUGGCAUCUGUACCCUUCAGAGUCACAGCAUGUUGGUGACAGGUUUUUAAAGCAGUACUCCACAUUUUUAAGUAUGUUGAUAUAUUUGCUUACUGUUCGAUUGAAAUGUAUUCCACUUGG
Molecule: messenger RNA, 1240 nt
Organism: Felis catus (domestic cat)
Lineage: Eukaryota; Metazoa; Chordata; Mammalia; Carnivora; Felidae
Gene: DLEU7
Product: deleted in lymphocytic leukemia 7
Source: RefSeq, a predicted model, not a curated record